CCUGUGAUAUGAUGCGGAGUGAGACCUCUGUAUUUUCUCUCCUUGUUAGCAAAACACGAGCAGCAUGACCCGUGUGACACUUGAUUUAAAGACAAGGCAAGAUUUUGUUUAGUUUCACCAAUGCUCGUUUGAAGAUCCAUAAGGUAGACGAGGUAGAGGGCGUCAGUUAAGAUGCCAGCUGGUGUGGCCUGGCCUCGGUACCUGAGAAUGCUUGGUGCCAGUGUAUUGGCCAUGUUUGCAGGAGCACAGGCUGUGCAUCAGUACUACCAACCUGAUCUGAGUAUACCAGAGAUCCCACCAGAGCCAGGACAGCUUCAAACAGAACUGCUGGGUCCCAAACUCAGACAAGAAAUUGUUGCUGCUGCUUUGGAACGGUUCAGAGAAAAACAAAAAGAAGACUCACAUUUAAUUGUACAUCCACAAUUAAAAUGACACAUCAAGUUGUCAAGAGUUUGGAUGAAUUGAAUGGAAUGGAAUUUUCCUCAAUUUAGAGUAAUUUCCCAAACCAUCUGUAAACAUGUCUGCUCUACAUUUGCUACUUUUUCUCUUAAUCAUGACAUAAAAGAGGAAAAUCCAACAAUGGUUUAAUUGAAAUGCGCUUUAUUUUGAUUACUUUCUUUUUGCUAGCAUUUUAGCCUGUUUGGGUAUAUACAUGUGAAGUGAUGAACUAUAUAAAUAAACAGAAAGAAAAGUAAAAAAUGUAUUAGUAAAGAU
Molecule: messenger RNA, 714 nt
Organism: Cynoglossus semilaevis (tongue sole)
Lineage: Eukaryota; Metazoa; Chordata; Actinopteri; Pleuronectiformes; Cynoglossidae
Gene: uqcc6
Product: ubiquinol-cytochrome c reductase complex assembly factor 6
Exons: 3
Coding region: 172-432 (86 amino acids)
Biological process (GO): mitochondrial respiratory chain complex III assembly
Cellular component (GO): mitochondrion
Source: RefSeq, a predicted model, not a curated record